AGUGGAGUACGACACUUCUGCAGACACCUGUCAUUAAAGGUCAGUAUCACAAGUUUUUUAAAAAAAUUAAAAGUGUGCAGUUUAAUACCUGCCUGCCUCUUUACCUCUCUUUCCACUGUCAGUAGGACUAGCCCAGUAGUGUGCCACUCAUCCCAGUUCUGAGGAUUGCUGGAAAGCUAUGUGUGAGUUGUAGAGAAAACAAACUGGAAUAUCUAAACGUUCUCCUAUUCCAAAUGAAGGCAAAGUACAAUUUUCUGGGUAAACGAAAAAUGUUAUUUUGGCUCUUGGUUAAUUUGUUUGGGGUUUUUUAUGUGAUUUUUUUGGUUUUGGGGUUGUUUGUUUGGGGGAGGUGGUUUUGUUUGGUUGGUUGGUUUUCUUUUAAGUUUGGAAAAAUGUUAGACAUUGGCAGGUCAGGAGAAAGUGAAACCUGUAUGUGUGGCAAGGGGUGUGAUGGGAUGUGUGCUCUUCAUACCUUCUCCCACAUAUUCCUGCUUCUACUCUUUUUUCUUUUUUUUUUUUUUUUUUUUUUUUUUUUUUUUUUUUUUGUUAUUGUUGUUCUUUUAAAUUCCCUUUCUAUUAGUUGAUGAGGAAUAUCCCAAGCUGAGCUCCCAUAUCUAAGUUUCUCCUCUAGAAAUAGCUUUUGUGUCAACUAGCUUUCUCUUCAUGAACUUUUCCACCCAAAUCAGCAGGCUCCCAUUCCUAAACUUUUCUAUCCAAUGCUGAGGGAUGGAAAUGAGUUUUGCUUUGGUUUAUUCCUGCAUUUCAAACCAGAUUAAAUUCUUGUGUGAGCACAGGACUGCAGCUUUCUGGAGCUCACACCCCUGGAGAAAGGGCAGUUUUUGAUACAAGGCUUGGAACAGAAUUAAGUUUAUGUCAUAUUUUGGGCACUAUUUGUGUAACUCCAGGUCUAAGGGUUUCUCAUGAAGGGCAGAACUGGUUGAAGAGUUAACAAAAAGUAGUGUAGGAGGCACAUAUUUUAAUGGAAGACUCGCUCUUGCUUUACCCUGCUGGCCAGAUAUUUACAGGUACCUCAGCUCCUGGCUGCUGUACAGAACAGUUGAGCCAGUUGUUACCCUUUGGGGACUGUAAUCUUCACUCUGAAUUAGGAGGGAAGAAAAAUCUCUAUCCAUAGCUUCUCAGGUUAAUAAAGUAUGGCAGCAGCAAAAGGGAAAACAAAAAUGAUGCAUGCACUUGUCUGUGUUAUGUAAGAAAAUGUAUCUGAAUGUUUUCUCUGUCUUCCUCUAGAUUUGAGUCUCAUCCUUUUGCAGUUGCUGAGAAAUUGAAAGUUUAUUUCUGCUGGGGAUGGGGACUCCAUAGCCAAGGGUUGUGCAACUUACGAAAAAGACUGUAUUUGAUGUUACCUGGAUUUAAGACAAAUAGCAAAGUAAACUCAAGCAUCCUUUGUGAAACUGCUGCUGGCAGCCUCCUUGCUUCCCUGCUUCAUCAUUAGAGUAUCUCUGCCAGUUAGUUGAAUAACUAGGUCAGCCUGGGAGAGAAAAAACAUGUUCCUUGAUCUUUGUGCUGUCCCUCCUGUUUUCCCAUGUGUUUCUCUUUAUAGCCCAUUUCUCAGCUACCCAAGUUAGGAGCAUAUUUGCAUUAUCAAAUGUGAAGCUAUGGGGGAGAGGCAGGUGCAUCUGGUGAGUGUGGUGGGGAGGGAGGAGCACAGGACUGUCUCUCCAGGUGCCUCAGAGGCCAAGGAAGGGGCACAUUCACCUGCUGGUUUGGGUUUCCCCCAUUGUUCCUGGAGCACCAAUGCUCCCUCCAGCUCUGCAGAGUGCAUCCCCUGCCCUGGGUACCACUGGCUCUGAGCCCGCUCCACCUCCUGCCCAGCACUUCAGGGAGACAAGGGUGAGUUCAGGGCUCUGUCCUGGCUGGAUGGGGUUGGGGUUUUUGUGUGUGAUAUUUUUCCUGAUGGCCAGAUCUCCUUCAUUGUGGCCAUUGAUCUGCACGUAACAGAGCCUCAGUGAUGGCUAAGACUUGGAGAAAGUUUGUGCUCUUGUUGCAUGAAUUCAUGUUACAAUCGCCUGACCUGAUUAGGUUAAUUAUUUCAAAUCUUUAUAGGCUCUCAAAUUGAAAGAGCAAUCCAGGCUGUAGCCCUGAAUCAAUCUUGGAUGAAACUGUGAUGUGCUGAUAUAAGACGCAGUGGCAUCAACAUGCAUUGCACCUCCCUGUAGUCUGCUCCUGACAAUAUCUCCAGAGUUUCACAGUUAAUAUGACAGACAGAUUAAGAGCUACUGAUUAAAAACUGCCACUGUAUUAUUUAAUCCUUUUCUGAAAAAAGUUCUUCUCAUUAUGCCAUAUCAUGUCACAAGCAUUUAGUCCUUUGUCCACUGGUUUUAAGAAAGAUUUUAGUCAAAAUUUGUUAUGUAUGUGAAUAGAUGGUCUACUUAGCUUGUGCUCUCCCCUAACUUCAAUAUUCUUUUUUAGGAUUUCUUUCUAUUCCCAGCUUCUGCUAAAUGCAGGAGCUUUUCUUUUUGGAAUUCUACAACAUCAGCAAUUAUUUGUAUUUUGCUAUUAAUAUAUCUGGUCCUGAUUAUACCAUCAUUUGUCACUGACAUCUAUCUUUAUUAUGAAGAUCUUAGCAUUUCUAUAUGAAAUUUUAAUAGUUCAGUGAGAAGGCAUCCUGUUUGUUGCAUUUACUUCCUGCUGUUACAUUUUUAUUCUUUUGUCCCCCAUUAAUGAGAUUCUAGGCUUUUAAGAAUAUAGCUGCCUUUCUGAAAUCUAAAUAUCCUAUAAUAAAACAUUCUCAGAGGGAAAAUUACUUGGCAAUAGUAUUUUCAGGAUUAAAGUUCAUCUGGUUCCAUACCCAUUGCCAUGGCAGGGACACCUUCCACUAUCCCAAGCUGCUCCAAGCCCUGUCCAACCUGGCCCUGGACACUUCCAGGGAUGGGACAGCCACAGCUUCUCUGAGUGAAGAAUUCAAGCUAUUACCUGCCUGGGUGCAUGUUUGCAGCUCUUCUCCUGCAGCUGCUGAAGGGUUUGCUGGUGAAAUGAAACCUGAGAGGCCAGGAGGUGUGAGUGUGUCUCCUGUUUCAGGUAUUCCCUCCUGCCUGUGUCCCUGGGAUCCUGCCCCACCCAGGUCAUCUCUAAGGGAGUCAGGGCUCUGUCACACACACACACGUUUCACAAUAUCAGCCUUCUGAAAUGCAAAAAGCAUUUCCUUAAAAAAGGAGGAGGAAGUCUCCAGGAAAAUACCAAAAGUGAGGCAGAGGCUGUGGCUUUUUGCAGUGGCAAUUAUUUUAAGUGAACUGCCUGUAAGGAUUUUGCAGUUUGAAGUGGCAGGUUGCGUAUUUUGCGCAGACAGGAUUGUUAACGUGUGAAACAUGCUAAAAAUUGACCAAUAAAGGCACCUGGAUAUUUCAAACAUAAAUAGUGUGUACCAAAAUAGCUACAGAGCAGAUGGCCUGGCUCCACACACACCUUGCUGACCAGAAUACUCGAGCUACACGCACAGCCAAAAUCUCAAUCUUCAAAGCUGAUCAUCUGCAAAGGCAAGGGUUAUCCUCAUGCUACCCCUUAUCUGUCAGGCACAAAUGCUCCUGCACACGUUAAUUAGUGUAUCCUAGAGGGAUAAUGAACCCCAGGUUUGUCUGAACUUGCUACUACCCCAGCAAAGCAAAUCACCUGUUCUAGAGCACAGGCUCUCAAAAGUCGGUGAGAUUAAAACAACUGUGAGCUGAAAUCUGAUCUGCAGUGGAAAGAUCCCAAAACACAGAGGGCUGGGUUUGCCAGCCCGCUCACAGUACUGCCUGCCACUGAUAAACAGGAAACUGAGUCUGUUUCUCACUCUCAUUUUUCACCUUGGAUGCUAAGACCAAACAUCCCUGUUCCACAUAUUAACCAGGAUGUAAGGCUUUUCAUGUAUGGUUCAACAGAUGUGAAAGGGAAUUAUCACUUCAACAUGAUAUCAAGACUCUCUCUUUUUUUUUUUUUUUAGUUGAUGGCAGAUUACUAAGCCUGAAUUCUUGUUUAAUUUUAGUGUGUUAAUUGAUGGAAUAAUGAGCAUUGAUUAUAUGUGUUUUGGCUUCGUCAUUGCAAUUACAGGCUCUGUUUUAUUCAUGAGCCAGUCCUAAAGAAUGCACUAGAGAUCUAAGACAGCUUAAACCUCUCAGAAAAAGGCUCUGAAUUGUUUGAGUAAUGACACUCUUAGAUGGAAAAUUAAAGGUUCUCUUUUCCCAUGCUUUUUAAGAUAAUUAAAAUCCAGGAACGGUAAGGUGGUGAACAUCCUUGUUCAUUAGCCUUCAGUAAUUUAGCUUCUACUAAAUGAGGAAAACAUUUUAAUUCUCUGGGCCAUCUGUUGCAGUCUCCUUUGUGUGUCCCGUUACAUAAAGUCUCAUCAUGGGCAGUUUUAACAUCAGUAUUGUAUCCUUUCACCAGGAACGAUGAGCUGGGUGAGGUAGCUGAAGUCACCACCUAUUAAGAGACCACCCUGGAAUUAAACUGCCUGCUUUGUCUUUAAACUUGAAGUUAUCCUGUCUAGACACCUCUAGGCAGAGAGGAGCCCGUGCAGGGAACUAGGCAGUGUGACAAGCUGUGUUUUCUAAUAGCAAUAUCCAUGCCAAUAAAUAACAAAGUUCACUGGAGCCCUUCCAGUUCCUCUAAUGCGCGCCUGCUCUGCCAUAUGGCUCCGAGCUGCUUGGGGAAGCAGCACUCCCUGCUCGGGUGGGAAGCACAGCCCAGGCUCCCUGCUGGGGGCUGCCUUGGAGCUGGUUUGGAGGCAGAGCAGGGCUCUUUGCACCUUGACAGGGAAAUACAAUAAAUAUUAGAGCAGGAGUGUGCUCACCUAGGAUAAAUGCUGGAUCAGGAGCUAGGAAGUGCUUGGAUUCCAGCUCUGGCUGCAGGAAUAACUCACUUUAUAGCUUGGGGCAAGUUACAUUAUCCCACAGCAGGAAUGUUUCUCAUUAAAAUUAUAAUUUGUAUAGAUGAGUGGAUGCAGUGUCAAAGUUAUUCCCGAUGCAAAGUUACAUCCCCAUAGGUCUGAGAGGAUCCAGGUUCCAUUAUGAGCUGGGUUUGUUUCUGUCAAAUUCCCCUGUGAAAUUCAAGCCCCAGUGCUUGCCAGCCCAGCAGCGCCUUCCUGCUGCAGACUGGGGUAUUUCACUGGCUCCAGGAUUCCCAGGUAGUGUUUGCAUUAUUGAUAGGCAUGGCUACAAGCAGGCUGCUUCCACGGGGCAGAGCUUCCAUCCACCUGCUUGCUAUUACCCCGUUGCCUGGAGAUCACAAACAGCCUGGCCUGGAGAUGUGUGGCUGCAGAACAAGUGUUCCCACUAUGAAGCAGUACUCAGUCAGUCAGCCUGCUCCUACUGCCACCAAAAAAGGCCCUCCAGCUGCUGCAGGCAUGCCCAAGGGUGUACCCAUUGCCAAGCAGCUGGCAUCAAUAAAAGCUCUAAGAAAAGGCUCAGACCUUGAAAAGGCUUUUGCUACAGCAGCUUUGGUGUAUAACAACCAUGCUGACCCUGAGAGCAAGCUCAGCAAGUCUGAAACCAAGAGCUUACUGCAAUCCCAGUUCUGGCACUUCAUCCAGGGCCAAGAAAACAAACCAAAAUACCAGGAAAUAAUUUCUUCCUUGGAUGAGGAAUCAGAGAACAAAAUUAAUUUUGAAGACUUCAUGAUCUUGUUAGUCAGUCUCACUCUAAUGUCUGACCUGCUGCAGGAGAUCAAAAAUGUGAAAACCACAAAAUGAUCUGUGAUUUUAAAGAAGAAAUGGCCUGGUAGCAUAUGAGGAAAGCAUGAGUGAGGUACACACAGAGUGCCUGGAUAUCCUGUGCUGGUCCCUUUUAAAUGGAAUAAA
Melospiza melodia melodia is the source of this 5788-nucleotide messenger RNA. RefSeq names its product sentan, cilia apical structure protein (gene SNTN). The coding region runs from base 5141 to 5680 and encodes 179 amino acids. The transcript is spliced from 4 exons. Lineage: Eukaryota; Metazoa; Chordata; Aves; Passeriformes; Passerellidae. The record is from RefSeq and is a predicted model, not a curated record. Gene Ontology annotation, molecular function: calcium ion binding; transition metal ion binding; calcium-dependent protein binding.